CGGUACUCUGACACUUCAGUCUGGAGACCUUGGGCUCGGACGCAGAUACCAGAGGGUCCUUGAAGCCAGACCUGCUCUGAGGAGGCUGCAAGGGGAGGGGGUGCCGAGGGGCUAUACCUCACCUUUGCCUCCACUUGCCCAACAGAUGUCACCGCCCAGUCAGCUGUGUCUCCUCACCAUUGUCGCCCUGAUUCUGCCUAGUGAAGGGCAGACACCAGAAAAACCCAGAUCCAGUUUUACAGCGCACCAGAGUUCUGUGACUACUCAUGUCCCAGUUCCAGAUCAAACCAGCCCAGGAGUCCAGACCACUCCUCCCAUCUGGACCAGUGAAGCUGGCGAAGCCACAGGAAGCCAGACAGCAGCCAAAACCAAGACCCAGCAACUGACCGAAAUGGCCACUGCGAAUCCAGUGACAGAUCCAGGGCCACUUACAAGCAGCGAGAAAGGUACCCCGGCACUCUCCAGGAUCAAAUCUCCCAGCCCACCCAAAGGUUACAUGCCUCCAUCCUACAUUGAGAAUCCACUGGAUCCCAAUGAGAACAGCCCCUUCUACUACGACAAUACCACCCUCCGGAAACGGGGGCUGCUGGUGGCGGCAGUGCUGUUCAUUACUGGAAUUAUCAUCCUCACUAGUGGGAAGUGUAGACAGUUCUCUCAGUUAUGCCUGAAUCGCCACAGGUGAGUGGGAGCCAGCACCCUGAUGGGCACCCCAACUGGAGCCGCCAUACCAUACCAGUUCACCACCCCUGCCUCCCUCCCUCUGCUCCAAGAGCCAACAGAGUGGUCAACAUAAAUGGAUCCUCAAAGGAAGAGGCCACCGGAGGGAGCCAGGCCUAAGGCUAAAUGGUCUUCCCACCCUGAGGAGAGAGGUCUCCCCAGGCACUGCUGUGAUCCUGCCUAUCCUGUUCAGAUAAAUCCACAUGGUCUCUC
This is a messenger RNA of Rattus norvegicus (Norway rat), 930 nucleotides long. RefSeq names its product FXYD domain-containing ion transport regulator 5 (gene Fxyd5). The record is from RefSeq and is marked reviewed. Gene Ontology annotation, biological process: regulation of monoatomic ion transport. The coding region runs from base 146 to 682 and encodes 178 amino acids. The transcript has 9 exons. Gene Ontology annotation, molecular function: ion channel regulator activity; sodium channel regulator activity. NCBI's taxonomy places the organism in Eukaryota, Metazoa, Chordata, Mammalia, Rodentia, Muridae. Gene Ontology annotation, cellular component: membrane; plasma membrane; basolateral plasma membrane.